Eufriesea mexicana is the source of this 543-nucleotide messenger RNA. Its product is annotated as EKC/KEOPS complex subunit TPRKB. Lineage: Eukaryota; Metazoa; Arthropoda; Insecta; Hymenoptera; Apidae. Gene Ontology annotation, cellular component: EKC/KEOPS complex; cytosol; nucleus. The record is from RefSeq and is a predicted model, not a curated record. Gene Ontology annotation, biological process: tRNA threonylcarbamoyladenosine modification. Bases 1 to 543 code for a protein of 180 amino acids. The transcript has a single exon.
AUGGAUGAUUAUACAGUAUCAUUGGAUCCUGAAACAGAAAUGUUCUGUUCGUUAUACUUAUUCAAAAAUGUGCAAAAUUCUGAUGAAAUACGUAAAAAAGUUAUGGAUGGAACACUUUCUUGUUCUAUUAUAAAAGCAGCACUUGUAGUAGAUCCUUUGCAAAUUAUAAUAGCUGCUAAUAAAGCUGCAAUAAAUGCAAAGAUGAAUCAACUUACUACAAAAAGCAUAUAUACUGAAAUUUUGUUUAAUUUAUCAAUAUCAAAGAAUAUAUCACGUAUAUUAACAGAAUUUGGUAUUAGUGAUAAAGAUGAAAAUAUAUUAAUAGUAUUAAUGCAUAAAAAAUGUGAUAAAAAAUCAAUGUCAGAGAUACUUAUGGAUAGUAUAAAAGGAGAAAGAAUAUCAAUUUCAAGAUUAUUUGAGUUUACAGAUUUUGAGUUAGUAAAAAAGAUAUAUAAAAUUGAAAAAGAUGAAUUGGAUAUUUCUACUUUUACUAAUUCUAUUGUUUCUAGAAUUAGUUGCAAAGAUUUUAUAUCACUGAAGUAA